Molecule: messenger RNA, 1899 nt
Organism: Quercus robur (English oak)
Lineage: Eukaryota; Viridiplantae; Streptophyta; Magnoliopsida; Fagales; Fagaceae
Product: riboflavin biosynthesis protein PYRD, chloroplastic
Exons: 3
Coding region: 440-1744 (434 amino acids)
Biological process (GO): riboflavin biosynthetic process
Molecular function (GO): zinc ion binding; diaminohydroxyphosphoribosylaminopyrimidine deaminase activity
Source: RefSeq, a predicted model, not a curated record
AAAAAGGUUUCUUAGUACUAGUAAAGCCUCCAGCAUUCUUUUUUCACAGUGAAAGUAUAUCUCCUUCCCUUUUGCCUUUCUUCUCCAGCAGAUUCUUCUUCUUUCUUCAGCCAAGCGUAUACUCUUGUGUUGGUUGUAAAAAUUCUUCUGUCUUCCAAUUGCUAAAAUCAUUUAGAUUGUUUUGGAGCUUAGGUUUUUCCAUAUCGUUUUUAUGAGAGAAAGUUGGGUUGAUUUUGUGAGAGAGAGAGUUGCUUCCUGACUGAAGAAAGAAAGAGGAAAAAUAAUAAUCUUUUAUUCAACCGGGGAUUAUUUUAAUGGUAAUUGCUACAGUGUUCUCUUCUUCAAGAAAACUACUGUGGCUCUAAAAAAAAUUUUUAGAGUUAGAGAGGCUGUUGCUACAUAACAUAUUCUCACUCCCCACCUGGGUUUUCAUUUUCCAAUGAAUAUUCAAAUUCAAAGUCUUUCAUUUCCCACUCACACUCUCACGCCGGCUCCUCAUAUUAUAUUCCCUUCUUUCCCUCCCCCAUAUUCCACCCACCACUCCACCAAACUUGUGUCCAAAUCUGGGUUUUGCAAUUCACUCAAAAGGGUGUCCAAAUCACCCACUGGUUUGAAGAAUCUUGGUGGUUUGGUUAAGGUCAGAUGUGGUGGAAUGGCACAAAAUAAUGAGAAUGAUGAUGAUGGGUUUUACAUGAGGAGGUGUGUGGAGCUUGCCAGGAAGGCAAUUGGGCGUACCAGUCCCAAUCCCAUGGUGGGUUGUGUUAUUGUCAAGGAUGGCAAAAUUGUUGGUGAAGGCUUUCACCCUAAAGCUGGACAGCCUCAUGGUGAGGUCUUUGCUCUGAGAGAUGCCGGGGAUUUGGCUGAGAAUGCAACGGCAUAUGUGAGCUUGGAACCAUGUAACCACUAUGGGAGAACUCCUCCCUGCACUGAAGCAAUGAUUAAAGCCAAAGUAAAAAAGGUAGUGGUCGGGAUGGUUGAUCCAAACCCAAUAGUGGCUUCAAAGGGACUGGAUAAACUGAGAGAUGCAGGAAUCAAUGUGACAGUGGGCGUGGAAGAAGAAUUGUGCAAGAGGCUCAAUGAGGCCUAUAUCCAUCAAAUGCUGACUGGAAAACCUUUUUUAACACUCAGAUACUCUCUCUCAGUUAAUGGCAAUGUUUUAGAUCAGCUUGGUGAAGGAGUGACAGAGGCUGGUGGAUACUACUCACAAUUGUUACAGGAGCAUGAUGCAGUUAUACUGUCUCCCACACUAUUAAUUGAUAAGCUCUCCAUUCCGGCAUCCCAAGAACCUGGAGCCAAGCAACCCCUUUUGAUUACAAUAGCAAGAAAUCCUAGUCCUCUGACCAGAAUCCCAGCUCUCUCCACUGAAGAAACUGCUAAUGUGAUUAUCUUCACUGACAAAGAGAUGGAUGUAGGGGACAUAACAGCUCAACAGGGAAUUGAAACAGUGGUUUUGGAUCAGAUAAAUCUGAAUGCAAUUCUGGAAUAUUGUAAGCGCCAAGGUUUUUGUAGUGUUUUGCUGGAUUUGAGGGGGAGCUUUGGAGAUCUUGAAGAGCUUCUAAAAGAGAGUAUUAAGCAAAAUUUGUUGCAAAAAAUUGUGAUGGAAAUUUUGCCAAUUUGGGGUGGAAGUGAUAGUGAUAAUGAGAAUUUGCAAGUGGCAAUUAAGAGUCUGGAUAGAGGACUAAAAGUGAAGAAUUUACAACCCAUAAUCUCUGAUAAGAAAAUAGUGCUAGAGGGUUAUCUUUAAUUAAGUGAUUCUGUGAUUGGAACUCGUUGCAGACACAACAUAAGUGCUACAGCCAAAAUUUUGAAUAAUGGCCAUUUUGUUCCGGCACAACUAUGUGAGCUUUAAAAACAUAUUUCAAUGGCAUGUUUGUAAAUAUUUUGAAAAAUUGGACCACA